This is a messenger RNA of Musa acuminata subsp. malaccensis (wild Malaysian banana), 2243 nucleotides long. Lineage: Eukaryota; Viridiplantae; Streptophyta; Magnoliopsida; Zingiberales; Musaceae. The record is from RefSeq and is a predicted model, not a curated record.
CCUCGUCGUAGCAUUUGCCUUCUUUUAGCUCGAGCGAAAAAAAUCAAGGAACGCGCUCUCUCUCUCUCUCUUUCUGUCUCGAAAAGCUCUCGACUUUUGGUUUGAGCAGUGAUGGCCGGCGGCAAGGGCGAGGGUCCGGCGAUCGGGAUCGAUCUGGGGACAACUUACUCGUGCGUGGGGGUGUGGCAACACGAUAGGGUGGAGAUCAUCGCCAACGACCAGGGCAACCGCACCACCCCCUCCUAUGUCGCCUUCACUGACACCGAGCGGCUCAUCGGCGACGCUGCCAAGAAUCAGGUCGCCAUGAACCCCAUCAACACCGUCUUCGAUGCCAAGCGAUUGAUUGGGAGGCGUUACAGUGACCCCUCCGUCCAGAGCGACAUCAAGCUGUGGCCUUUCAAGGUGAUCGCCGGUCCCGGAGACAAGCCCAUGAUCGUCGUCCAGUACAAGGGCGAGGAGAAGCAGUUCUCGGCGGAGGAGAUCUCCUCCAUGGUCCUCAUCAAGAUGAAGGAGAUUGCAGAAGCCUAUCUCGGGACUACGGUGAAGAAUGCCGUCGUCACCGUCCCUGCCUAUUUCAACGACUCGCAGAGGCAGGCCACCAAGGAUGCUGGAGUCAUCUCCGGCCUCAACGUCAUGCGAAUCAUCAACGAGCCCACUGCCGCUGCCAUUGCCUACGGUCUUGACAAGAAGGCCAGCAGCUCUGGCGAGAAGAACGUGCUUAUCUUCGAUCUCGGUGGGGGUACUUUCGAUGUCUCUCUCCUCACCAUCGAAGAGGGUAUAUUCGAGGUGAAGGCAACCGCCGGUGACACGCACCUCGGCGGAGAAGAUUUUGACAAUAGGAUGGUGAACCACUUCGUCCAGGAGUUUAAGAGGAAGCAUAAGAAGGACAUCAGUGGUAAUCCGAGGGCUCUUAGGAGGCUUAGAACCGCCUGCGAGAGGGCCAAGAGAACCCUCUCCUCCACCGCCCAGACCACCAUCGAGAUCGAUUCGCUGUUCGAGGGUAUUGAUUUCUAUUCCACCAUCACGCGCGCCCGAUUUGAGGAGCUCAACAUGGACCUCUUCAGAAAGUGCAUGGAGCCGGUGGAGAAGUGUUUGAGGGAUGCGAAGAUGGACAAGAGCAGCGUCCAUGAUGUCGUCCUCGUCGGUGGGUCGACGAGGAUUCCCAGAGUUCAGCAGCUUCUGCAGGAUUUCUUCAACGGCAAGGAACUCUGCAAGAGCAUCAACCCAGAUGAGGCUGUCGCCUACGGUGCUGCAGUUCAAGCUGCUAUCUUGAGCGGCGAGGGCAACGAGAAAGUCCAGGACUUGCUUCUGCUUGAUGUCACGCCUCUGUCUCUUGGCUUGGAGACUGCCGGUGGAGUUAUGACCGUCCUGAUUCCGAGGAACACCACCAUCCCGACCAAGAAGGAGCAAGUCUUCUCUACGUACUCCGACAACCAGCCUGGUGUCUUGAUUCAGGUCUACGAGGGUGAGAGGGCCCGGACGAAGGACAACAACCUCCUCGGUAAAUUCGAGCUCUCCGGCAUCCCUCCUGCCCCCCGAGGUGUACCACAGAUCACCGUUUGCUUCGACAUCGAUGCCAAUGGCAUCCUAAACGUCUCGGCCGAGGACAAGACUACCGGGCAGAAGAACAAGAUCACAAUCACGAACGACAAGGGCAGGCUGAGCAAGGAAGAGAUCGAGAAGAUGGUGCAGGAGGCUGAGAAGUACAAGGCCGAGGAUGAGGAUCACAAGAAGAAGGUUGAGGCGAAAAAUGCGCUGGAGAACUACGCGUACAACAUGAGGAACACUAUAAAGGACGAGAAGAUCGCCGCCAAGCUCCCUGCCGCCGACAAGAAGAAGAUCGAGGAUGCCAUCGAGAAGGCCAUCAGCUGGUUGGACGGGAACCAGCUGGCGGAGGCUGAUGAGUUCGAAGACAAGAUGAAGGAGCUUGAGGGCAUCUGCAACCCCAUCAUUGCUAAGAUGUAUCAGGGUGCUGGUGCCGACAUGGCUGGUGGCAUGGAUGAAGACGGUCCAACUACUGGUGGAAGCAGCGCGGGGCCAAAGAUUGAGGAGGUCGAUUAAUUCGUUCUUGUUCGAAAGUAAUUGGCGUCUUGGUUACUGUCCUUGGUUGUUUUGCUAUCACUUUUCUUCUGCCCUGGUUAAAUGCAAGUCUCUCUCUCUCUCUCUCUCUGCUCGUCUCCUGUGAUAAGCUACUUUUGUUGACAGAAGAUGGAACACGACAGUGAUUGUUGUUGCUUGUUAUC